Molecule: messenger RNA, 429 nt
Organism: Geodia barretti
Lineage: Eukaryota; Metazoa; Porifera; Demospongiae; Tetractinellida; Geodiidae
Source: the annotation of a GenBank genome assembly
AUGCAGCAGGCACUUGAAUUAGCACGGAAGGCGGUAGAAAUAGGUGAAGUUCCUGUCGGUGCUAUACUUGUUAAGGAUGAUACCUGCAUAGCAGCUACCCAUAAUCUGAGGGAACAAUCUGGAAACCCAAUCGCACAUGCCGAAGUACUUGCAAUACAAGAAGCAUCGCAAACACUUGGCAACUGGCGUUUGACAGAUACUACAUUAUAUGUAACAUUGGAACCGUGUCCGAUGUGUGCUGGUGCGAUUGUUCUGUCGCGUAUUCCUAAGGUUGUCUAUGGUGCCUCCGACCCAAAAGCAGGUUCAGCUGGAACACUCUAUAAUAUCGUUCAAGAUGAGCGAUUAAAUCACCAAGUUGAAUUAGUCAGCGGAGUCUGUGCAGAAGAGAGUAGUGCACUGUUGAAAUCAUUUUUUAAGAACCGUCGUUGA